Micropterus dolomieu (smallmouth bass) is the source of this 648-nucleotide messenger RNA. RefSeq names its product pulmonary surfactant-associated protein A2-like. The coding region runs from base 1 to 507 and encodes 168 amino acids. The transcript has 3 exons. NCBI's taxonomy places the organism in Eukaryota, Metazoa, Chordata, Actinopteri, Centrarchiformes, Centrarchidae. The record is from RefSeq and is a predicted model, not a curated record.
AUGAGUUGGUCCAGUGCUCAGAGCUACUGCAGGAAGAACUUUAUAGACCUGGCCAUUGUGAGGAACCAGAAUGAGAACCAGGCGGUUGCAAACAAAGUGCCGUUUGGAUACUUGGCAUGGGUUGGUUUGUUCAGAGAUCCUGACUUUUACUGGUCUGAUGGGAGUAGCUUCUCAUUCACAAACUGGUACUCAGGUUCCAACCCAUUAGGCUCGAUGAGGGUCGCAUGCGGUGUUGCAGCUUUGCAGAGUUCAGGAACAUGGAAGUUUCUUCCCUGUGAAACCAGAUUACCAUUUGUCUGCUACAGCGUCCCUGUAAGCAGGCAGGCGGUAAAGCUGAAGAUAAAGCUGGAGGACUCCUCUGUGGAUCUGAAUGACCCUGCUGUGAAAGCUGACAUGCUGAAAAAGCUCCAGGACUGGCUGAAGGAGAAAGGAAUAAGAGUCACCCUGAAGUGGAGAGAGGAGCCUGAUGGGAAAGUCUUCCAGAAGGAGAACAAGACUGAGCUCUAACACUGAAAUCCAACUGUACUUGUGUUUAUCUGUAAUACUUGGUGAAUGUACUCUCUAUCUGCUAAUACACACAGUACACUAUUAUCACUGUACCGAGUGCUUAACCAGAACCCUGAAUACAUCCUGUAGACUGUCAUGGAA